UAUAUAUAUAUAUAUAUAUAUAUUUUUUUAUCGUGUGUCUCUCUCACUCUCGUCUUUGUAAAUGUAUCCUGGCGAUGAUGAUGAGUGAUUUACUGCGGGCUGCGGGCGAUUGUAAAGUGGAUGUGGUCAUGGGUGGGGUUGGGAUAUCAUUUUUAUUGCAUCACCUGUCAAGAGCACCCAAUGGGCAUCGAGUCCGUGAGCAGUAAUUGAUGAAGGUGUCUCCCGACUGGCGCACCUCCCCUUCGCUGUCAUUAUAUUUGUGCUGCCACAACAGCAGCUGUAUUUUAGCUGCUUUCUCUCUCUCUCUCUCUCUCUCUCUCUCCCUCGCUCUCUCUCGCUCUCUCGUUCGUUCUCCCUCCCCUCACACAGAACCCCCCACCCAACCAUCCACACGCCGUUUUAUUCCUCUGGCAGAGGCAGUUGUGCACACCUUCCCCUCGCGCUGCUGCCGACCGGAGGGGAGUGGAGCCGACAGAGGCAGGUAACAGCCAACAACCUCGGAUGCAUCCGUCUCACUCCCCCGCCAUGCCGGACUGUGUGUGCGCCGAGCGGAUGCGGCCGGCUCGUUCCACCUGACAGCCGGCAUGUCAAAGUUGGGCGCGGAGGUAUGAGCAGGAUGCCUUGAUUAAUCCAGAGACGGGAUUGGAGCAUUUGGAGCUGAUCCAUAAAACAUGGGAGACCUCGAGUGUGGCUUCGAGGAAAUGCAAGGAGUUAGACUGGGCUACCUGCUCAUACAAGGCAAGCAGAUGUUUGCUUUGUCUCAGGUCUUCACCGAGCUGCUCAAGAACAUUCCACGCACCACCGUGCACAAGCGCAUGGACCACCUGAACGUGAAGAAGCACCACUGUGACCUGGGCGAGCUGCGCAAGCUCAAGGCAAUCAACUCCAUCGCUUUCCACGCAGCCAAGUGCACGCUCAUAUCGCGGGAGGACGUGGAGGCGCUCUACUUCUCCUGCAAGACCGAGCGAGUGUUGAAAUCCGGCCACGGCAAAAGCAAAGCCGCGUCGCGUUCGGCCGGGGACGGCCUCGCGUCCGCGGGGCUGCUCCACGCGGACGCCCAGCUUUGGCAGAAAAAAGUUUGGCUCAGUUUGCACGGCGUGCAAGACAAAGCGCGCCGGGGAAGGAGAGAGCCCUGCGACUCCAAACUACCUCAUUUUUACCACAAAAGCCACGGACGAGGUUGCCGUUCGGCCACAAAGCCCACUCGCAGACACUUUAAAAACUAUGAAACCGCCAAGUUGCAAGGGAACCGGGUGACUUUCAGCCAGAAGCAUUCGUUUUUCCGGAGCGCUCCCGCAGCGGCGCUGCAGUCCGCCAUGGCUGCUCAGUCCCGGCUGUCUCGCGCAGCCGGCGACCUUCAUCACAAAAGGAAGAGGAGGCGCGAUGGGGGCGGCGGCAGGGACGGCCCAAGACACCCCUGGAGAAGCAGACACCGCCAGCACGUCCCGCCGGUGCUGCUCGUGCAACCCAGAUCCUCCGUUACGCACCGCGCGGCUUUUGGUGCCUUCCAACUGAGCCCGGAUUUCUACCUUCACCGCCAUCACCUCGAACCCAGCUUCCCGGAGAGUAGCGAUACCGAAUCCAGUACCUACUCGGACCGUGCCUAUCCCGACUCGGACUUCGGCUCCGGCUUCUCCACCAGCAGCAGCUCCGAGGAAGAAGAGGAAGAUGAGGAUGAAACCCAGUCCGAGACGACCGAGGUCAGCACGGAUGAGGAGGAGGAAGAAAGCUCUUCUCAUUCGGACUCCAGCUCCGUUUCCAGCCGGGUUUCGGUUCAGAGUAUCCGCUUUCGGCGGGCCCGGGUGGGGGCCCUCGCCAAAACUCUUAACCCUAUCACGGCGCCUCUGGUUCUGCAGCCCACGUUUCACUACAACCACCAGCAGCCGCAGAGCCAUGUUGCCGCCGCUCGCAAGGCGGAGCGAGGACACGAGGAAUGCGGAUUUAGGAACAGCUCUGGGUCCAAAUUCCUCUCGGUUAUUUUCGCCGAGGACAGACGUGACGAGGCGGGUCCGAUCCCCGACGCGGUGGUUGAUCGCGUCCGUUUUGAGCCGCACGCCAACAAGGGCCUCUGCGCACCGCGCAGGACGUCGGCGUGUCCCAUCGGCGAACCCCGUGGCCGGGACAAAGAGGCGAAAUUCACCGGACAAAGACUGCCCACGCCCCCGAAGAAAAUCAAGACCGAGACGGAGGAGCUUGCCGUGACGGCGUCUCCUCGUUCCGAGAGCGGCUGCAAGAUCGCCAGGACACCGCCCCUUGCUCUCCACAAAGUGAAAUUAAAAGCGGAAGACUGUCGCAAUGAAUAUGAAUACCAGUGCCAGGCCGAUGCCGUCAACUUCAAAGUGCCCCCGAUCAACACGAAACAUUCCGGCAACGCCGACCCGCCGGUGGACGUGAAAUCAGACGAGGACGCCCUUCAAGCUGCUGCCGCGUGCCCCGAAGGCUCGCACGGAUAUCUGAGCACCCGGGACCGACUCGAGGAGGGGGAAACGAGGAAUAAAAAGUGCAGGGCUUCAGAGCUGGGGGGGAGAGCCAGGCUUUCCAGGGCGCAAUCGAGACAAAGCAGGGUCACCAGGGCUGCCUCCUCCACCUCCUCCGCCCCCUCUCACCCCUGCGACGAAGCCUCCGCGGAGAAUUUACCGAGCCGACGUAAACGCAGCAGCGCGAACACUUGGACGUGCGGCGUCAAACUGCCUUUCAGCCUCAUGGCAAACUUCCCAUUUUCGCCGUCGUUGACGGUUGGCAGCGACGGGGAUCUAUGUCCCGCUUACUCCCUCAACUCUCUGAGGGGUCUCGGGCCUCCCCCUCCAUCUCACCCAGUGUGGAGUUGGCAGCCGGGAGGACACAUUCUCCCUCCCCCACUCACUCACAGGACCGCAAAAUAAGCCUACUGAGCAGUGCGCUCAAAAAAAAAAAAAAAAAAAAAAAAAAAAAAAAAAAAGUCAAAAGCCGCCUCACUCAGAACCUCAUCCAGUGAGUUUUUCUCCCCCCUUGGAAAUUUGUUGCAAUUGUAUUGCAUUCAAGGUUAGGACAAGAGGAAAACAACACGGGAAGUCAACUGAAGUUUCAGAAAACGCCCACCGUGAGGCCCCCAUAUGUGGAUUUAUUUGAAAAAAAAACAACAACAAAGCUACCAGCCCUAAGUUCUCAUGACUUAACUUUUUCAAACUAUUUUUCCUGCUCAUUUUCGUCGACCUGUUGGAUUGUAUGACCGUGCCAGAAUGUUUCUGGUUGGCGCUUUGUAUGAAAGAGGCUGAAAAUAGAAUUCCUUGAGACGAGGACUUACUAUUUGAAUCAGGCGUCGGUGAAUUUCAAAGCUUAUAUCAGGGUUAUUCCAUUAUGUGCCACUCGUUUUCUUUAGCUAUACCCGAGCUGUGGUUUCCCCUUUUGAUUGACGGGCUGACCGCAACGCCCCAAUAUGUUCCACUUCCAAGCGUUCAGUGUAGGAGUUAUUAAAGUGGGUUUGGCAAUGUCUGUAUACCACAGUUUCGCCUUUAUUAGAGUUGAAUAAUUUUCAUACGAAAUUUGCAUUUAUUUGGGGGGGGGGGGUCAGUGUCUUUUUGAGGGCCCGUGAACUUGUUCUCUUGUUUAAUUGCUUAGAAUUAUGCCCGCACGAGGUCCUGACAAACACAUCACAAGCCUUAUGUUUACGGACAAUCAAAAAUAGUAUGGGGAAAACACAACUUCAGAAAAAGGCUGAGACUAAUCACGUGAUCGAUUCCAGUUCGCUGUCUAUGGAUACACGGUGAAAUUCAUUGGUCCCAAUGUGGUCUCGUUGAAAAAGGGGGACCAGCCCAAAGCCACGCCGAAACAAAGCAAACAAAGCACAAGAAAGCAAAAUGCACUUUGUUACUAUUUGGGCUCCCGUGAAAGCUGUGGGCUGCCCGAUCAGAAAAUACAAAUGUUGCAUUUAAGCUUUUGGAGAAGCAGGGCCUUGUUGAUUAGGUCUACACUCACGAUUCGAUUUGAAAUCGCUCGACCUUGUCAUUCAGGAGUAUAGCUGAUAUGAAGCUUUCUCUUUGUGAAGCCACUUUCCAUUCAUCCGAUUCGGGGUUCGGUGAGAAAUCUAUUUCCCCUCGAGGGACACCAAAACACCCUCUUUUUCAUGUAGCUUUAUGAAUCAAACGCCCGAAAUGCUACCUUUUGAGCAUCAAUGAAUGUAGUGACUCGAAGUUGUUUGUGCGCAGCUCGAAUUUCAGCCGUUAAGAGCCAGCAGGCAAACCUCGAAGCACCAGGAAACACCUGUAAAUGACUGCGGUCGCACCUCCGCGCGUGGUGCGUCUUUUGAGGAAAUGUGUAAGAUGUUAUAAUUCGGGACAAGGUCCUGCUAAUUGGUAGUUCUUUUUUUUUUCUCCUCCUGAGGGAAAAAGCAGAUCCGGUGAAUGGCGAGCACCCAUGAUAGGCCCCCUGCAUGGCCGAGAGUGACUUCGGCUCAACUCAGCAAAAGAUGGCUCUCAUUCAGAUGAUUGUAUUUUAAUGAUGAUUGUUUAAAACUGCUUUAAAUUGACAUCUGGCAAACGUUAAGCUGCGUGAUUAAAGCGUGCAAGCAGUACAUGUGAAGCCCCUGCUCACCGUGGGCCUUCUCGUGAGUGACAAUUCAAAACGUCCAGCCCUAUUUCCAGCCUGGAAACUGGCUAUUUGAAAAAA
Molecule: messenger RNA, 4644 nt
Organism: Hippocampus comes (tiger tail seahorse)
Lineage: Eukaryota; Metazoa; Chordata; Actinopteri; Syngnathiformes; Syngnathidae
Gene: skida1
Product: SKI/DACH domain containing 1
Exons: 1
Coding region: 672-2882 (736 amino acids)
Source: RefSeq, a predicted model, not a curated record